Molecule: messenger RNA, 887 nt
Organism: Gossypium raimondii (Peruvian cotton)
Lineage: Eukaryota; Viridiplantae; Streptophyta; Magnoliopsida; Malvales; Malvaceae
Product: ethylene-responsive transcription factor ERF017
Exons: 1
Coding region: 144-788 (214 amino acids)
Biological process (GO): regulation of DNA-templated transcription
Molecular function (GO): DNA-binding transcription factor activity; DNA binding
Source: RefSeq, a predicted model, not a curated record
CCCAACACGAGUUGGCCGUUUUGUUGUUUCACUUUUGCGGCUUCACCUCCAAAAAUAAACGUGGUGCUUCGUUGACUGUCACUCUCACUCCGACACAGCCUCUACCUCCCAACACAACUGCAACUAUAAAUAACAGAGCCGCAAUGUCCCUUCAUACUCCUCACCACCAUUACUACAACUUCCUCCACAGCAAAACAAUGGUGAAACUCAGAAAUGAGAAGCCCAGAGGUGAGAGAAACGAGUCACAAUUCAAGGGUGCUCGAAAACGGAAAUGGGGGAAAUGGGUGUCCGAAGUCAGACUACCCAACAGUCGUGAAAGGAUUUGGUUGGGAUCUUACGACACGGCCGAGAAAGCGGCGCGUGCUUUCGACGCUGCUGUUUUUUGCUUACGUGGACCUUCUGCUAAAUUCAACUUCCCCCAUAACCCACCCGAUAUCGCCUUCGGCAAGUCUUUAACUCCGUCUGAAAUCCAAGCAUUCGCCGCCCGGUUUGCUAACUCGGAGCCUCCGGCGACUAUCCAUUCGGAGCAGUCGACGUCAAGUUGUGGAACGGAGUCACCAUCGCCUUCGGUACGGUUGGAGUGGGAAACGCCUGUGGUGGGGUCGUUUACGGAUGGUUUGACAAUGGAUUCGGGGAAUUACGGGUUGGAUUACGGGAUAUUCCCUGGAUUUGAUGAUUUUUCAAGUGAUGUUGUUAUUGGAUCAUCGGUGGGCAAUAUCGGCGGUGAAGAAGAAGAGGAUAAGGUUGAUGGCAUUUUAGUUUCGGAAUCAUUUCUCUGGGAUUUCUAGAUAUCCUUAUAAGAACAUACGUCAGCUAAUUUGUCUGUAUCCGUAGGAGAGGUCAAUCUCCGACCAAACCAAAAAACCCACUGAUAUAAUAAUAUAACU